Molecule: messenger RNA, 927 nt
Organism: Jatropha curcas
Lineage: Eukaryota; Viridiplantae; Streptophyta; Magnoliopsida; Malpighiales; Euphorbiaceae
Source: RefSeq, a predicted model, not a curated record
AUGACAAAGAUGCUUGCCAAUAGAUUGAAGAAACUGUUACCUAAGUUAAUCUCUGAAAGUCAGAGUGCAUUUGUUCCUUGUAGAAGCAUUCAGGAUAAUUGUAUUUUGGCUUUUGAGGUAAUGCACAGCUUUCAUUGUCGAACUCGGGGAAAGGAGUUUUCGGCUGCUUUAAAAAUGUACAUCAGCAAAGCAUAUGAUAGGAUGGAGUGGUCCUUUGUCAAGGACAUCUUGUGCAAGUUUGGCUUUUCUCCUGUGUGGGUUGAUUUGAUAUAUCGGUGUUUGUCGACGAUCUCCUAUUGGAUUUUACAGAAUGGUAAACAAAUUGGGCCUAUUGUCCCUACAAGGGGACUCAGAGCUGAGGAUUCAGAGGAAAGGACCUUGAAACAUAUAUUAUUGGCUUAUGAACAAGCUUCAGGCCAAGAGAUAAGUCUGCAAAAGUCAUCCAUCACUUUUAGUGCAAACACUCCGGCUAGUAGGCGAGAUUUAAUUUGUAACACAUUAGGAGUGGAGGAAAAGGACUCUUUAGGGUGUUACUUGGGACUCCCAUCUCAUGUUGGAAGAAAGAAGAGAGAGGUAUUUGGCUAUUUGAAGGAUAGAAUUUGGAGGAAGGUUAGCUCUUGGAAAGAUGGAAUGCUUUCUAGGGCAGGCAAGGAGAUUCUGUUGAAGACGGUUUUGCAAGCUAUGCCUUCCUAUGUUAUGAGCCUAUUUUUAUUGCCCAAGACAUUGUGUUCUGAAAUUGAGGGCAUCAUGAAUAAAUUUUGGUGGGAAUCUGGCGGUGCUAAUAGCAAAGGUAUUCAUUGGUUGGCUUGGGAACAUAUGGCAUACCCAAAAGGAUUUGGUGGAAUGGGUUUUAAAAGGCUACGUGAGUUCAAUGUUUCAUUAUUGGGGAAACAAGGUUGGAAUAUUAUCUCAAGACCAAAUGCCUAG